AUGCCGUUUUGGUCAACUGGACCUCCAAUCGUACCUUGGACAAUCCCUCACUCGCCCAAGAAGCUGGUUGCCGCAUUCCCGUCGUCACUCAGCAGCUCCACCCGCAUACCAUCAAUCAACAACACUCAACAUCCAUCGAUUGUCUGCCGUUGUUUUCGCGCUGGGUCCACGACACGCCGUUCUGUAGCCACUGCUGCUGCUGCUGCUGCUGCUACUACUCCUCACCACUCCCUACUGCAGAUCCCUGCUCCCACUCCCACUCCCACUCCCACUCCCACUCCCACUCCCACUCCCACUCCCACUCCCACUGCCACUGCCACUGCCACUGCGCUACAUACUGCUAUAUCCACAAAAAAACUCUUGCUCCUGCUACGCUUAAUCCUAAUACUGCAAAACCGCGCCCGACAAAUUGGGUGUGGAAGUAGCACAUCCGCGGUGGAAGGCACGUUUGCCCCGGGCACAUCACGCACCAAACAGAAGCAAACAGAUUUUCAACAACUUCUUUUUGUCUGGUUGCGGCGGUCUCUUGUUGUCGGUCGAGCAGAAACACACCACACAAAACACGCGUUGCUAGCCCGCCUUUCCUUCUUUCUGUUUCUUCAAAGCGCAAAAGGCGCCCUUGUGUUGUCCUGCAACUCAGCCAAUCUACGUCGUUUGACUCGCAUCGGGUUUCUAGACCCCUCCAACCGUGUGCAGCUGGCCCCCCCCUUCGCGUCGUCUGGCAACCCAACCCUCCGACACCAUAAACAACACAGCCCACCGCUCAUACUGCCAAUUGUCAAUUGA
Molecule: messenger RNA, 786 nt
Organism: Paracoccidioides brasiliensis Pb18
Exons: 2
Coding region: 1-786 (261 amino acids)
Source: RefSeq, a predicted model, not a curated record